Dichotomopilus funicola is the source of this 1113-nucleotide messenger RNA. Its product is annotated as alternative oxidase-domain-containing protein. Bases 1 to 1113 code for a protein of 370 amino acids. Gene Ontology annotation, biological process: alternative respiration. Gene Ontology annotation, cellular component: mitochondrion. Gene Ontology annotation, molecular function: alternative oxidase activity. The record is from RefSeq and is a predicted model, not a curated record. NCBI's taxonomy places the organism in Eukaryota, Fungi, Ascomycota, Sordariomycetes, Sordariales, Chaetomiaceae. The transcript is spliced from 3 exons.
AUGAUCACUAUCGAAGCUAGCAAGAAAGUCUGUUCGCCGCGACAGGCGGCCCAGCUCAGCCGCGGGUUGACCCCGUUUCUAUACCAAGCCCAUCACGCUGUUGGACUUGGGUAUCCGGCCACCAUCCGAGUUGCUGCUGCCGUUCAUCAGUCUCAAUGUGCUCAAUCUCUCACUCCUUGUUCUGGCAAACGGAGCUUCUCUACGACAGGUAGCAACCAACUGCGAGAUGUUUUCCCGAUCAAGGACACGCCCUACAUCCGGCAAACACCGCCAGCUUGGGAACAUCCCGGUUACACCGAGGAGGAGAUGCGCGCCGUCGUCCCAGGGCAUCGCAAGCCUGAGACGGUUGGCGAUUGGGUAGCGUGGAAGCUUGUCCGCCUGGCCAGGUGGGCUACCGACCUUGCCACUGGCAUCGGGCGAGACCAGCAGGUAGACAUGAAGAAUCCCACAACGGCUCUGGUGGCUGAGAAACCCUUGACCGAAGCCCAAUGGCUCGUUCGAGUCAUCUUCCUUGAGUCUAUCGCCGGCGUCCCCGGUAUGGUCGGCGGCAUGCUCCGCCACCUUCACUCUCUCCGGCGCAUGAAGCGCGACAACGGCUGGAUCGAGACCUUGCUGGAAGAGUCCUACAACGAGCGCAUGCACCUCCUCACCUUUAUGAAAGUCGGCGCUCCCGGCUGGUUCAUGAAGACCAUGAUUCUGGGCGCGCAGGGCGUUUUCUUCAACGCCAUGUUCCUCAGCUACCUGGUCUCACCCAAAAUCACCCACCGCUUCGUCGGCUAUCUUGAAGAAGAAGCCGUCCACACGUACACGCGCAUGUUGCACGAGAUUGAACGCGGGGACCUACCGAAGUGGUCGGACCCCAAAUUUGAGGUGCCCGAGAUCGCAGUGUCGUACUGGCGGAUGCCAGAGGGGAAGAGGACCAUGAAGGACUUGAUCCUUUAUAUCCGGGCGGAUGAGGCUGUCCAUCGCGGUGUCAACCACACGCUCAGCAACCUCAAGCAGAAGGAGGAUCCUAACCCAUUCGUGUCGGAGUACCGUGUUGGUGAGGAAAAGCGUAAGCCGCAAGCUGGGUUGAAGCCAACGGGGUACGAGCGGAACGACGUUAUCGGUUGA